Messenger RNA from Dromaius novaehollandiae (emu), 2301 nucleotides. Its product is annotated as zinc finger protein 239-like. Gene Ontology annotation, molecular function: DNA-binding transcription factor activity, RNA polymerase II-specific; RNA polymerase II cis-regulatory region sequence-specific DNA binding. The record is from RefSeq and is a predicted model, not a curated record. Gene Ontology annotation, biological process: regulation of transcription by RNA polymerase II. The transcript is spliced from 4 exons. Gene Ontology annotation, cellular component: nucleus. The coding region runs from base 333 to 1307 and encodes 324 amino acids. NCBI's taxonomy places the organism in Eukaryota, Metazoa, Chordata, Aves, Casuariiformes, Dromaiidae.
GGAAGCGCCCUUUGCCCGCGGAGCAGGAAGCUGCCGCCGCCGCGCAGCAGGGCAGGCGCCGGGCGGGAGCGGGCGCGCUGCAGGUUUGUGCUGUAGUGCCCAAGGUGACCGUGCAGAGACCGCUUUGCCACUCACUGCCCUGCAGGAGCAGACUGGAGGAUCCCAAGGAGCAUGAAAAUCUGAAAAUAUGGAGCUCUACACUAGACUAAUUUGCAUAACCUCUACACCUUGGUACAAGAGGAACACAGAACUGAGUGGUCUGAAGAGAAAAUAAGUAGCUGUUUGUAAGCAGCCAAGGGUUCCUGAUUGCUUAACCUGGCAUAACUGUCCAGAUGGACCAAGGAGAAGAACAAGAUCAAGAGGCCUUGGAGGAGAUGCACACAGGUGGCGAGGCAGGUCCCCUUCCAGGAGAUCAUGCGAGUGCAGAUCAGCAGGACUUGUUGGCAGCAGGGUCCAGAGGAGGAGAGGAGGGCUCAGGGGGUAGCCAUGCAAGUCAGCACAGUUCCUCAGAGGCACAGUUCGGUGGCUGUGAGAAGGAGCAAGAGGUGGCUAAGCCACCUUGCUCUGACGGCAGCCUGGUGAAAAGACAGGAAAAAGGACAAGCAACAGCCACACGGCGAGCCCCUCGUGCAGAGCGGCCCACCAUCUGCUCCGAGUGUGGCAAGGGCUUCAGUCGGAGCAUCCACCUCAUCCAGCACCAGCGCAUGCACACUGGGGAGCGCCCGUUCCUGUGCGGGGAGUGCGGCAAGGGCUUCAGCCAGAGCUCCCAUCUCAUCCAGCACCGGCGGGUCCACACAGGCCAAAAACCCUACACCUGUGCCGAGUGUGGAAAAAGCUUCAGCCAGAGCUCCAACCUCCUCAAGCACCAGCGCAUCCACACCGGGCUCAAACCUUAUGUGUGCGGCGAGUGUGGGAAAAUCUUCAGUGACAGUUCCACCUGCAUCAAACAUCAACGCAUGCACACAGGUGAGCGGCCCUACAAGUGUCCAGCCUGUGGGAAAAGCUUCAGCCAACGCUCCCACCUCCUCCAGCACCAGCGAGCACAUGAGGGGGUUCGGCCCUAUGCUUGUGGGCAGUGUGGCAAGCGUUUUGGGCAGAGCUCUGACCUCAUCAACCACGCUCGCACCCACACUGGUGAGAAGCCUUACAAAUGCAGUCAGUGCGGCCGGGGCUUCAGCGGCAACUCCAACCUCAUCAAGCACACCCGCAUCCACACUGGUGAGCAGCCAUACCACUGCAGCCAGUGUGGGGAAAGCUUUCGUUUCCAACCCCAGCUGGUGCGCCACCAGAAGCACCAUACAGAGUAGCUGGGGGAGAGGAUAAAGGCUGUGUUGACUCUAGGCAGAUACCUGGUGCUGGGAAGGCACACAGCUGCUCCCUGGGGCAUGAACACCACAUGAGGUGUGAAUGUUGAGGGUGGAACUCCUCAGAGCCUUUCCCCUUCCCCUCAAGUUAAAUCUGCUUGUGAGCAUUGCCCAGACACUCAAGCAGGGAGGGAGGCUGCUGCAGAAGGAACUAGUGCAUGUUCACUGCUGUGUGGUGGUAAUUCUGAGCUGCUGUUUUGGGGUUGGAGACAAGAAAGGUGCUUAUGGUACGUUCCAAUACAGAAGGGAGAAUACAGAAAUGUUCCAAGGAUCAGUGCCUUUUUCUGUUAUUUUUAUUGGGGAGUGAUUUUUAUCCCUAUAAAAAACAUAGCUAAAAUCUAUUAACUGUGUCCUGUACAAGCUGCCUUGGUUUUGCCAUUGUGAUAAGGCCACAGCUUGGGAUAACGGCUCCCAUUUAGUAUCUACAUCUCCCACUUGCCGGUAUUGGUUUUAGGUGGUGUUAGCAUCUAUUUAUUUUAAAACCCCACAGCAAUAUGUUGGGUGUCUCUAUGUACGUGUUGUAGACCCACCUGACAUUCUGUUGACGCCAUGUCUAUGGAACUGUAUUUUGCUUGGUUAUAUGUUAGUUAAAUUGAUGGUUCCACAAAUCCUGCUGCUGUUUAAAAACUUAGUCCUCAGCAGCAAUUAUGACAAUUAACAUCCUAAUAGAUAUUUCUCUCAAAUUCUUGUUAAGGUGCUUUUGUGGGUGGCACUUUAUGAAUGUUUUUAUAAGGCUUUUAAAAGUAUUUAGGAUGACUUUUUUAAUUGUGAUCUUCUAAUUGUCAGUUGAUGAACAGAAAGAGGAUGUUUGAAAAACAAGCUGUCAAACUUUGAUUUUAUAUUAAAUGUUAAACAUUUUUUCUUGCAUAAAACUUUUUAACUCAGACAUUAGAAUUUUGAGUUGUUAAUGAUUACAAAGAGGUGAUUAUGACAUUGA